Messenger RNA from Pieris napi, 1815 nucleotides. RefSeq names its product CLIP domain-containing serine protease 14D-like. The record is from RefSeq and is a predicted model, not a curated record. Gene Ontology annotation, biological process: proteolysis. Bases 84 to 1184 code for a protein of 366 amino acids. Gene Ontology annotation, molecular function: serine-type endopeptidase activity. The transcript is spliced from 9 exons. Lineage: Eukaryota; Metazoa; Arthropoda; Insecta; Lepidoptera; Pieridae.
UUCAAUCGAAGCUCACUACCGUAUCAUUUAUGAGCACACCGCGGCCCGUGACAUGUGACCACAAUAUAUAGUGAUAAUUGAUCAUGAUUCGUGUAUGGAAAUUAAUUAUGAAACAAGUGUGUUUGUGCAUUUUAUUAAUUAAUAGCGCAAGUGGACAGUUCGGAAGUAUAUCAAUAAGUUUAGAAAGGAAACCGCGGGUUGACGAUGAUUCAAAUCUUGCAAGAUGUCCACCAAAUACAACAUGUGUCCCAGUCAGUCAAUGUCCACUAUUAGAAGAUUUGUUGGAUUAUGCAUGUUUCUCUUCAGAUAGAUAUUUUCUCCGUUUGAAUGAAUUAACAUGUGGAAGCUCAAAUGAAGAAGAUUUUGUGUGCUGUCCGUCUUGUGAGUGUGGCCGGGUGUAUCAACAUGGCAACCCUGAAUGCGGACAGAGCAUGGUACGAGGGAUUGACUAUAAUGGUUUAGGGGCACAGCCCUGGGUGGCUAGAGUGGGUUUCGCAAAUAAAGAUACGGGUAGUGUGAAGUUUGCGUGCACAGGCUCCAUCAUCGGCAAAAGGAUAAUUCUAACAGCUGCUCACUGUGCGUUGGCCAAACCGGAAGGGUACAAAUUAUCCACAGUGGUGGUGGGUGAAUGGGACGUCAGCCGUAGUCCCGAUUGUUCAGAUUUCUUCUGUGCGCCGCCACCACAAGCCCUCAAAGUUGAGAGCGUCUCAGUACACCCUGGAUACGAGCAGAAGAUAUUCAGACAUGACAUAGCACUCAUCAUUUUGAAGGACGAAAUUAAAUACUCCGUGACGGCUGCACCUAUCUGCCUCAAUGACAGGCCAUUGGUAGUGGACGAACGGGCCUCGCUCGUGGGCUGGGGAAAACUGUCCGGACAAAGUACAGCGGGGAGUCGUCAACAACAGCUGGAAGUCCCGAUAGUCCCCUUAGAAACGUGUGAGCGAGUGUUCGGUGAAUCCGUGCCAAUACACGAGGGACAAUUAUGCGCUGGGGGGGAACAGGGGAAGGACGCUUGUUCCGGUUUUGGUGGGGCUCCCCUGGUUAUGAAGAGGGAUGGCAUGUUUGUACAGGUUGGCAUAGUGUCAUUCGGCUCCGAGAACUGCGGAAGUGAAGGUGUGCCUAGCGUAUACACCAAUAUAGGGCACUACCAUCGCUGGAUUGUCGAUAACUCUCCCACAAAUUAAUGCAAUAAAACUCCUUAUAAAAAAUAGACUUCAGCAAACUGAGUUUUGUCCAGUAGGUGAAAACUGUAAUAUGGUAUUGACUGUACAAUAAAUAAACCGACAAAUAAAUUAUUGUGCGCACACACACACUCACACAUACUUAGCACUUACUUAUUUUCUUCUAUUGUAUCUUAUGACAAUGGCCUGAUCGUACGUGUUCCGGUCUGGUGGUGGAGAUGCUGGCUAUCUGUCACUCAGGUCUCCUGUUACAGAGACCAGUCUCUCACAUACACUUCCUAAUGUUAUCAUCUUAGUUUAAUCAUAAUAACCUUGUAUGUAUAUGUGAGAGAAGAAAUAAAGAUUAUUAUUAUUAUUAUUACAAAGUUAUUUUCGAUUCUCUACCUGCUGCGCUUUUGAAUACAAAGCAUUAUUACUAAUAACGCUGUUGUAAUAUCGUGAUAUCAAGGUUUAAUUCAUUGUAUACAUAUGUUUUGUAAAACGUUAUCAAGCAUUGAAAAUUGUCAUUGUAAAUGUUAUAUCAAGGCCCAUAGAAAAUCGAUGUAAAAUUAUCGACACGAGUGGUUUUGCAGUAUAUUAUAUUUACCUUAUUUAUAGAAUUAUUGUUAAGCCCCAAAUAAAAGUGCCUUUAAUA